Arachis stenosperma is the source of this 1197-nucleotide messenger RNA. RefSeq lists its product as uncharacterized. Gene Ontology annotation, molecular function: zinc ion binding; nucleic acid binding. The record is from RefSeq and is a predicted model, not a curated record. Bases 1 to 1197 code for a protein of 398 amino acids. NCBI's taxonomy places the organism in Eukaryota, Viridiplantae, Streptophyta, Magnoliopsida, Fabales, Fabaceae. The transcript has a single exon.
AUGGCUGCACGGGGACGAGGACGUGGUAGGCGUGGUGUGAAUCCUAUAGAGGAACCGACGAGGGGUGCGGAUGCUUUUAUAGCUGCGAUGAACACCAUGGCUGAGGCUGUGCGUGAAACGGCAACUGCUACUAGGCGAGCAAUUGACCGUUUAGGGGAGAGGAACGGAGAUCGUAACGGAGGACGCAAUGGUGAGCGUGGUGGAGAUGGUAAUGAUAAUGAAGGUGCCGGAAAUCACGAUAACCCUAUGACACUGGCAACCUUUCUGAAGGUAAAUCCGCCCAAGUUUAAGGGGACGCUUGUUGCAACUGAAGCUGACAAUUGGUUCCGUGGUAUCGAGAAGUCAUUGCGAGCGCAACAUGUACCAGAAAGACAGUACGUGGAAUUUGCGACCUAUAUGCUGGAGGGAGAAGCUGAACACUGGUGGCAUGGAGUGCAACGCUUGUUAAGGCAGGUGGUGGAAGAGAUUGACUGGGAUACUUUUAAGGAGGAAUUUUACAAAAAUUAUUUCCCUAGAACUGUUCGUGAUGCUAAAGAAAUAGAAUUGAUGCAGUUGACGCAGGGGAAUAUGUCAGUGGCAGAAUAUACUCGAAAAUUUGAGGAUUUGUGCCGAUUCUCUAAGAUCUGUCAGGGAAACCCAGAUGAUUUUGAAGAAUGGAAGUGUUUAAAGUACGAAGGAGGACUUCGCGACGAGCUGAUGCAUUCAUUAGUCCCGUUGAAGAUACGGAAUUUCGCAGAGCUUGUCAAUGAGAGUCAGCUGAUGGAAGAUUGUGAACAUAAGAUGGCAGCGUCAAGGAUGGGACAUCCAAACUUACCGCCAAGAAACUUUAAUAAUUUUCAUACGCAUGCGGUACAGCAGAAAGUUGAUUUUAAGGUACCAGGAGUACCUAUGCGAGGGAACCAACAAGUUAGAAACUUCGCUACGCGCUCUACAACUGGGAAUGGAAAUAGGCCAAGACAGGAUACGGGUAAGCAACCUCAACAGCAGAGUCAGGAGGGCCCAACGUGUAGGCAAUGUGGAAAGAAUCACCCUGGUAGGCCUUGUUAUCUUGGACUGAGAGUCUGCUACAACUGUGGUGAACCGGGGCAUAUAACAAGCAAUUGUCCAGAAAAGUUGGUACAAGGAAUAGCUAAAUCGCAACAGCCAGGGAGGGUAUUUACCGUGACUGCUGAAGAUGCUCGUACUCAGACUCCCUGA